UCAUCAGUUUCAAUGGAUUGUUCACACCUUUGCAUCUUCCGUCUCUUAAUGCUUUCUCUCUAUGCACAUGAACCAGAGUCUUCACAGAGGAUAAAGCAUAACACUGGUGAAAUGGCUGUCCUGGGAGGAAAUGUGACCAUCUUCUGCAACUUCACAAGUCUGGCAAAUGUAGAACAAAUCACCUGGCAGAAAAUCCAAGGCUCAUUGCCUCAAAAUAUUGGCACUUACAGCCAUAAAUAUGGAGAAAAGAUUCUUCCACCAUAUGUAAACAGGCUGCAGUGCAAGAUCCUGGAACCCAGUGCCUACUUCAUGACUAUCCAAGGAGUAACAUUUGAAGAUGAAGCCUGCUACAAGUGUCUAUUUAACACUUUUCCACACGGCAGCCAUGGAGGACAAACCUGCCUCACCACUAUAACUGUAUCUGAACUAGUAACUGAACUCCACUCUGCUCCUGACUCUGAAGAUCUUCAUAGCCUUCUUUGUUCAGCUGUGGGAAAGCCUGCUCCUGGAAUCUCCAUUUACCCUUCACAAGUCAUGGUGCACCCACCACAAGAGCACUUUGCUCAGAACGCCAAUGCCACAGUGACUGUCACUAAAAUCUACAACAUCUCUUUGAAAACUGCGAGGAUCUUGGGUUUCCAGAACUUGGUUGUGUCCAUGACUCACUCUGUAAGAAACGAAGAGAAAAUAGUCCACCUGCCAGUCAAUCAAGGAGGGGCCACGAAUCCUUGUUUAAACUGGAUGAUAAUUGGAAGUGUAUUCAUCAUUUCGUUUUUGGUUUCAUGCAUCAUCAUCAGUGCUGUUUUCUAUAUUUAUUUCAAAAAGAAAAGGUCAGAGAACUCACCGGAGCCAUCACCAACACAGAUGCCUAACCCACUCUCAACACUGGUACCCAUACCACCAUCAAUAGAGACUGAGAACUUAAUGAGACAUCGUCGCCAGACUGAGACAUAA
Messenger RNA from Mus pahari (shrew mouse), 954 nucleotides. RefSeq names its product OX-2 membrane glycoprotein-like. Bases 13 to 954 code for a protein of 313 amino acids. Gene Ontology annotation, molecular function: cell-cell adhesion mediator activity. The transcript is spliced from 5 exons. NCBI's taxonomy places the organism in Eukaryota, Metazoa, Chordata, Mammalia, Rodentia, Muridae. The record is from RefSeq and is a predicted model, not a curated record. Gene Ontology annotation, biological process: regulation of immune response; negative regulation of macrophage activation.